CAUGGACGUAUAGAGGGGCACGUGAACCAGGAACAAGCACCAGAACUAAGGGAGUUGUUUUGUAGCUAGACAAGUCGUCUUGCAAGACAGAUUGCAUCAUCCUUACAGGAAUGAGGCACCAAUGUUCCACUGAUAACUGACCGGAGAUGGGACUCCAAGUUUUGCUGUACUGGCCAAAUAUAAUUGGAUACAUUAGGAUUGGCCUCGUGUUUUCUGCAUGGGCUUCCUGUGAGACACCAGCUGCCUUUGUCUCUCUUUACUUAACAUACAUAGCACUUGAUGGAGUGGACGGGUGGAUGGCACGGAGGCUGGGCCAGACCUCCAAGUUUGGAGCCUGGCUGGACGUAGUGGUGGACAACCUGGGCAGAGGCAUGCUGUGGAGUCUGCUAUUUGAGUGGGGUUGGCUGGUGUCUGCUUUCGAAUGGUGUGUGUUUGUGUGUAACCACAAUGCCAGAGGUGACCACUGGAAGGACAGUUUCAUCAACAGCCCUCCACUAAUCCAAGCCGUCAUGGCAAAUGGGUUUCGAACACCCCUUGGCACAUGGGUGGUGAGCGGGUUGCACUGCUUCCCCCUGUGGCUCUACGGGUGUCAGUGGGGUUUGCUGACCGACUGGCUGUAUCUGCCUCCCUGGAUCCAGGCUGUGGGGACACUUCCGCUGGCUGCAGGCCGCCUGCUGGCUCUAUCAGUGGAGCUAUGGUGUAUAUGGACACACAUCAAAUACCUCACCAGUGAUGCCUCACCAAGAAAAAACUAAACAAGUUGAGUUCAGCUUUCCAAGGGUCCGUUUCUGCAAACUCUCGGGACCAACGGCGACUGAUGUCCUUCAUCUCUGAAGGUGUGGUGGAGGAGUUGGGUAGACCGAGCUGAUUCGAAUAUUUUUCCCAAAUGAUGACCACAUCUGUGAUGUUGCAGAACAGGCUGAUACUUUGGAAACAGUGAAAUCAUCUGGGAGGUUACAGAACAUAAUGUGUCGGGGGGAGAAUAUAUUCUGAACUGUGACAUCAUCAGUGAGGAAAACAACAAGCACAUAAUGUGCUUUGAAAUCCAUCCAUCCAUUUUCCGUAACCUGCUUAUCCAGUUAAGGGUCGCAGGGGUGCUGGAGCCGAUCUCAGCUGUCAAUGGGCAAAGGCAGGGUACACCCUGGACAGGUCGCCAGUCUGUCGCAGGGCUGACAUAUAUAGACAGACAACCACUCACGCUCACAUUCACACCUACGGGCAAUUUAGAGUCUUCAAUGCACCUAAGCUGCAUGUCUUUGGAGAACCCAGAGAGAACCCACGCUGACACAGGGAGAACAUGCAAACUCCACACAGAAGGUUGUUCAGCCUGGGAAUUGAACCCGGGCCCCUCUUGCUGUGAGGCAACAGUGCUAACCACUACACCACUGUGCAGCCCGUGCUUUGAAAUGUGAAAGUUUAUUAUCCCAAACAAAGAGUAUUUCACAGAAAUAUUAGGUGAUUAAACUUCGACUGUGAUUUCUUCAAUUCAAUUUUAUUUAUUUUUUAUUUUAUUAUUAUUCAAAGUGUCCUAACCAACACUACCCUUUGUCCCAAUUUACAAGGUUGGAUGGUUUUUAUGUCAUUGUACAACAGGGUUGCACAAUGCAAUUCAGAUUGUAGUCCCAUGUGCUACAUAGGAAAGAAAACCAACAACAAAGAAACUAUAUUAUAUAUGGAGGGUACAGGACUUAUUAAGGAGUCUCAGAGCCAGAGGAAAUAAUCUGGUGGUACGGCAGCUGAUACUUUUGUAUCAGCAGCAUGGUGAACAGGAUGUUGCUGUGUUGUUUUUUUUCUUUUAAAGUGGCACUAUUAUGCUUUUCCACUUUUUCCCUCUUCUUUAGUGUGUUAUAUAUAUAUAUAUAUAUUUUUUUUUUUAUAUAUAUAUUUUUACAUGUAAAAUGUCCUUAGAGUGUAAAACCUGAAGUCCACGCCUAAAAGGAGUUACCCUCCCCCUCAGAAACACUGCUCCUGAGCUGCCUGAAACAGCUCCAUUGAAUUCUCUCCUUCACUUCUGUAACUUUAUGAGGUCAUAAUGUUACGGAAGUGACGUAAAACUCCUUCCGGCUAGUUUGACCCUCAAACAACAAAAGAUUAAGACGGAGCUGAAGCUCCGGAGGAAGAGUUUUUUGAAAUGUGAAACGUUGACCAAUCACAACAGAGCGGGCUAGCUGACCAAUCAGAGCAGACUUUGCUUUCUGGAGGGAGGAGCAAGCGCUACAACAGAGCAUUUCAGAGAGAGCGUGAGAAGAGGUGCUGCAGGACAGCCAGGAUGAGAAAAACAAGGUGGAUUAUGAGCAUUAACGCAUGUAAACAUGUUAUAACUGUAACUUGAGAUAAAAAAUAUGCACCCGGAAAAUAGCAUAAUAGGGCCUGUUUAAUAUCCCCUUAGCUCUUCGCAGACUCCUCUUCUCACCAAUAUUACUGAUGAUCCGUAGAUGGGUGCCAAUGAUAAUCUGGGUGGUUUUAAUCACUUGCUGUAGAGCCCUCCAUCAGUGCACAUCCCAUGCCAGUUUUUAAUGUUUGCAGUCAGGAUGCUAUCUAUUGCUCCUCUGUAAAAGUCGAGGUUAUCCUGUUGCCAUUGCUGGUGCCUUGCAAUAAAAUGCUGAAAGCCAGUCCUAAGAAGUGUGGUCCUUGUCUACCUACUAUACAAGACAACACACAUUCAGGAAUUGUAUGGUUGAAACAGGUAUGGGCAUUCUCUAAAUUGUUGCUACAAAGUUGGUUGGGUAUACCAUUAAUGUCCAAAAUAUAAUUGAAUGCUCUAGCAGAGAUAUAUAUGAAGAGAAGAUACCCAAGGCAACAACAAACGAAAACAUUGAUUUGGGGCUAUUUUGCUUCCAUAACAUGUAUAUUUUUUGACUAGUGGAAAGAAAACAUCCAAAGUACUAAUUUAGGUGUUUAUUUUACAGCUUUGUCUAAUUUCAUCUGUAGAUUUCUCCUAAAUUCAUCAAAAGUUAAGAUUAAAUAAAGCCUUAUUUGCAUAUUUAAACAUUAUAUUUAAGAAAAACUUGUAAUACAAAAAUAAUUUGUCUUAAUGUAAGUAAUAAACUAGAGAAGUUUCAUGGUGAUAUAUAUAUAUUAGUUAAUCUUUUUACCCUAUUCACCUGAAGUGUAGAAUUUACACAAUACAUACCCUUAAAUGCUGUUCUCUUAAAAUUUGUUUUUUCUCUUUGAGCCAGAAAUCUCCACCUCAGUAACACUUAUAUGCCAAACUUUCCGGUUUCAUUCCUAUCUAGAUUCAGAUUUUUUUAUACAGAAGGGUUUGUUUGUAAAUAAUAACCAAGGAAAGAAACUGAAUGGGCUGUGAUAUAAAAUACAUUUAACAUUGAGUACUAACUGUUCUUGUUUAUUUACAACAUUUGUUUGGCCAUGUUUGGUUUCAUUGUGACGUGAACAAAUUCUCGGUUAAGGUGCAAACACAAGACAAAAAUGAAUGUGGCUUUUGUGAUCAGUGAUAUACGUUUUAAUGUUUUUGCAACUAACAGUGAAGCAGUAACAGGACAACAGUGAAACAUCCACUCAUCACUUUUGGUGUCGGUCAUCUGAACUUGGAGAGAUAAACAGGGCUGUUGGAGAGAUCACAGCUUUAAUAAACAUCUUGAACUUUGUCCAUCUUUCCCAGAAAGCCCACGCCCUCUGACCCUCCAACCCCCCCGUCUCUGAAAAUAUGGUAUUCCCUUUCAGAUAUCAGUAGAUCACAAUGAAGACCAGUAGGUAUUAGCAAGUCAAACCAUGGCUCUUACAUUCCACCAGACUGCUUGUUUCUCAGCUUUAGUGAUAAAGGAAAAACAGCCUUAAACACUUCAACACAAAAAAAAAAAUCACAUUUCUGGAUCCAUUCUUUUUCUAUUGGCCAAACAGAGAAUGUGACGUUAUGUUAAUAUAUUGACAGUUAAGCUGGUGUGUGGACAGGAAAAUGCUUUGUGUUAAAAUCAGUGAAAAUGAGCCUUUUCUCAAACUUUCACACUUAACACAAAGAAAAAUCAAAUAGCCCUAAUAGACCAGAAUGCAAUGCAACAGGUUGACAUGUGACCUUUGAUUUGAAGUAGUCAGAGUAAUUGGAGGAGAGAACAAAAUAAACCCUGGGAUGGAUUAACCACGAUAUCUGUCAGUGUUGGAGUAUCUGAGGGUAGAGGUUUCCGUUAUGUUUUUGUGAUUAUUUACUUUGAUGGACAAGAAGAGAGGUAUUGACCAUUAGUCACAAGCCAAACUCUAUUGCAAUGCGUCGUUUUCUGUAAAUUGUCCAAAUCUAUUUUGUUAUCCAAGUAUAAAACUUUUUGGAAGUGCAGACUGCAAAUAACAUUCACUUCCACCUCUGCCCUGGAAACAUUUUUGCCAUCUCCCAGAGGGAGAGUGCGUUUGUUGAAGCCAAAGCACCGAGAGUGUAGCUGAGCGUCCUUUUAAGGGGGCUAAGGCUGGACCUCUUCAGCUAGAGCCACUCACAUCACUGCUAGAGAGCGAGACAUCUGAGAGCACUGAAGCAACAGCAAGGCAAAGCUUGUUUUCUUCAUUCACUUAAAAAAAGGAAACGGGGUUACUUAACCAAGGCGCCACAUUUUCAAUAAUGUUGCAGAUAUUAAUGCCUAAAUUCAUUUUUUCAAUCUGGACAAUAUUUUCCAUCAGUGAGAAAAUCUCAUGUUUUUUUCUCUACAGAGCAAUGUCAUGCUUGUCUCAAUUCCUCUAUGACCACACAACGAUGACUUUUCAUUCUGCACUACUUAAAGGGUCCAUUCACCCAAAUGAUCAGAAAAUGUAUUUCUCACUUACCUGUAACGUAAUUUUACAUCCAAAUAGUUUUGUUGGAUUUACCUAGGUUUAGAGAUAACCUUCUCUGACAUAUCUGCCUCAACCCAAAUACAACAAACGUGAAUGCGAUUUCAUUUGUAGUAUUGAAAAUCUAAAUGGCCACAACAACAUUUCCUUCAAAGUGACCCUGCUACUCCGGUUUUCCUAGGGACCAUUUUUUCAGUUCUAAUGGGAUUUGGAAUGAUUCAAAACUAUCUGCAAGGACAGAUACAACAGCAGUGAUGCCCAAACUGUGGUUCUGAACCACACUCUGGGUUGCACAAUGAUUACCAAUGUAGGAAGAACACAAAUCUAUGCUAUACAAAAUGUUUAACCUUUUGAAAUGCUGUAUGGUUUUACCUCUAAAGGCCUAACUUGGUAACUUGUAAACUUUUGGUAACCGGAUCUGAUUGUUUCAAAGUGCUACAUGAAGACAAGCACCUGUCUGUGAAGCAUCAGACUGCUAGCAAAGAUUCAUUUUUCAUAGACAUGAGUUGUAACAAACUGGGCACCCGGGCAAGAUUAAAGGAAAAUAAAAGCAUGCUAUUGGUUGUGUUCAGGGUUAUUUCUCCCAUCGCUUCUUUAUGAUUAAAGACCUGCACCCUUGCAAGAAGGAGCUAAGCUCUAUGAUGAAACAGUUGAUGGGAUUUUGGACAACGUCAGUGUGGUCAGGCUAAUGGAUAAACAUGGUGCAGUAAAAUAAUAUCUGGGACUUUGUAUUAAUCGGAUAUUUGACAGGAGAGAGGAGAGGAGAGGAAAGGCCAGAUGCACAGGUCAGCAUGGUGGCAACACAUUCAUACACACAAAUAUACAAUAUUGGUCCCCAUUGAAGUGCCCUAAGGGUAGAAUAGUAUAUUUAGCACUUAAGAGUACGGGUCUGUCUUCAGACAGAUAACUGCAAGCUGGUGUAAGGCUGGUAAUCAUCAGUGGAGCACUUGGGCACCCAGAGUUCUAUCUGUGUAUACUGACACACACACACACACACACACACACACACACACACACACACAC
This is a messenger RNA of Anoplopoma fimbria (sablefish), 5796 nucleotides long. RefSeq lists its product as uncharacterized. The record is from RefSeq and is a predicted model, not a curated record. Gene Ontology annotation, biological process: phospholipid biosynthetic process. The transcript is spliced from 7 exons. Gene Ontology annotation, molecular function: phosphotransferase activity, for other substituted phosphate groups. Gene Ontology annotation, cellular component: membrane. Lineage: Eukaryota; Metazoa; Chordata; Actinopteri; Perciformes; Anoplopomatidae. The coding region runs from base 147 to 755 and encodes 202 amino acids.